UAUAAAUACCUGAAAAUGGAUACUUUAUCACCGCAUAAAAACUCCAAGCAAAGCAGCUCCAGUAGCUCUGGCUGCUCUGCCUCCUCUUCAACCACGGAUAUAAAAAAUUCUUAUAAAUCCCAGCGUUUGGAUAACAAACCCGCUGGUAUGCGCUCUCGCUCCUUUUUGCAUUGCCUAAGCAAGCAUUUGGGCAGACAUUUCAUACAUCAUCAUCCUCAUCAUCAUACCGUGCAUCAGAAUGGUCAAACUAUUGUGUACAAUAGCCAGGAGGAGUUGAGAUCCUCUUCAACAGACUCAUUUUCCUUGAGCUAUGAACGCAACUCCCGUUUGGAUGGUAUGCAGCAGAAUAACUCCAAUGGCACUGGCACCUCCAGUUUCGAUAUCAGCAGUGAGGAGCGCACCUCAAGAGCUUCUUCGACCUCGGCCUGUUCACGUUUCUCACCCGAACAGGAAGACAUGGAAAAUGGCGGAAAUAAGAUUUAUAAUAACAAACAGCAUCACAUUUACAUCUCGACCACCAUCUACAGACCCAGCAGUUCGUUGGAUUGUCAUGAUGAUUUGGAAGAAGACUACAGUGAGUCGGAUAGCGGCAACUCCAGCAGUGAUGAAACUGAGGCCAACAAUUUACAGCAAAAUCAAGAGAAUAUUUACAAUCAAAAUGAUAAUAACAGCAAAUCGAAAUCAUCACCAGCCUCUGUUGAAAACACACCCUCUUCCACCUUGACCACUUCCGCAGCCAAAGGAUUACAUUUGAGUCGCAUUUCUAUUACCUCUUCAGUUCGCAGCAUUUUCCAGCAUAUCUCCUCGGUAUCGGCCAGUUCAACUCGUUCUUUAUCCUGUUCCAGCACGCCCCUGAAAAGAGUAUGGGAUUCUAAGUGCAAAAAAUCAAAUUCUUCACCAGCCAGCAGCUCUUCAGCCAGCAACAGUGGCAAAUCAAAUAAAUCUUCCACACGUUCUUCAGCCUCCAAUUCAUCUUCCUCCAAUUCAUCUUCCUCCAAGAAAACCGAAAAGAAGCAACAAAGCAUCUUAAGGCCUCCCGUUAACUAUGUCUACAUGAAGGGUAUGUCUGGUUUAUACUCUCGAGUGCCCAGAUAUUCGGUAUGCUGUCCCUAUGGCACCCAGCAAUGGGCUUAA
Molecule: messenger RNA, 1134 nt
Organism: Calliphora vicina (urban bluebottle blowfly)
Lineage: Eukaryota; Metazoa; Arthropoda; Insecta; Diptera; Calliphoridae
Product: mucin-21
Exons: 1
Coding region: 16-1134 (372 amino acids)
Source: RefSeq, a predicted model, not a curated record